This is a messenger RNA of Podarcis raffonei (Aeolian wall lizard), 2016 nucleotides long. It is a transcript of the gene B9D1, whose product is annotated as B9 domain containing 1. Gene Ontology annotation, cellular component: MKS complex. Gene Ontology annotation, biological process: cilium assembly. The transcript is spliced from 7 exons. The record is from RefSeq and is a predicted model, not a curated record. The coding region runs from base 75 to 695 and encodes 206 amino acids. NCBI's taxonomy places the organism in Eukaryota, Metazoa, Chordata, Lepidosauria, Squamata, Lacertidae.
GUCCUCCGUUGCUAAGGAGGGCAAGAGACGCGGCCUUUAGCAACGGGCCCUUUCUCGGCGCCUGCGAGGCCCCGAUGGCGGCCGCCGCUAGCCCCACCGUCUUCCUUCUCAUGGUCAAUGGGCAGAUCGAGAGUGCGCAGUUCCCAGAGUUUGAUGACCUCUACUGCAAGUACUGCUUCGUGUACGGUUACGACUGGGCCCCUACUUCAGGUUUGGAAGAAGGAAUCUCGCAGAUCACUUCUAAAAACAGAGUCGCCCCGCAAGACCUGGUGUGGAAUUUCCCCAUUGACAUCACCUUCAAGAGCACAAAUCCCUUUGGCUGGCCUCAGAUAGUCAUAAGCGUGUACGGCCCUGAUCUUUUUGGGAAUGACGUGGUCCGAGGCUAUGGAGCGGUUCACAUUCCUUUCACCCCGGGGAGGCACAGGAGGACCAUCCCAAUGUUCGUUCCUGAAUCGACAUCCAAGCUGCAGAAGUUUACAAGCUGGCUUAUGGGAAGACGCCCAGAGUUCACGGACCCCAAGGUCGUAGCGCAGGGAGAAGGCCGAGAAGUGACCCGGGUGCGCUCGCAAGGCUUCGUCACCCUCUCCUUCAACGUGGUGACCAAGGACAUGAAGAAGCUGGGCUACGACGUGAGCCCUGCCAGCGCGUCCAACCCCUCGUUCACGUCAGUGGCGGGCGGCAUUCAAAACUACUGAACACCAGGUGGUUGCUGGCCUGCUUUGAAAGCCCGUAGGGUCACCUGCCCCCCUGGCAAAGGUAUUUGAACUAGGAUCACUCCAGAUGCCAGCUCAGGCCUGUUGUAGUUGUCACGGGACUAACAAGUGUGUCCUGAGGACCAUUUCAAAUAUUCUGUUACCAAGGUGCUAUGGCAGGGGUGCUGAGCUUACAACCCAUAGCCUGUGUCUGAACCCCGCCCCCUGCCCCACCAAAGCAAUUCUGGGUAGACCCCAAACACCAGUUUUGCCUGCAGUGACAAAAUCAGCAGCAAGUAACAUGGCAUCCCUAGACAGGGCAGAGAGGCCAGCAUUGUGCCAAGUCCACCCUCUUCAUAUGAACUGCAGAGCAGGCUGGGUUUUCUUUGCCUCUACCCAAUGCAGCAGGGAUAGUGAGCAUGGUAGUCUCAAGCUGACUGCAUCUCCCAUCAUCCCUGGCCUUCUGGCCAAGCCUGAUGGGAGUUGGAGUUCCAACAUCCGUAGAGCACUGACAAAGGGCCAUUCUACUGAAGGGAAUGCAGCAGGAUUGUGGAGGGUACCAGGCAAUAGCAGAUGGCUCAUAUAUGGCUGGUCAUGUAAGGAAGGGUUCCAUGUAUGUAGAAAUGUCGUACAGCAGGGAGCAAGCUUGCGGGCUUUGUUUUUUUUAGCAGUGCAACAUUUGAAAGGAUUACCUGCAGCUCAAAAUCGUGGGUCGUUUUUUUACACCUCACAAGCCUACACAGUAGGAGGGUUGGCUUCACUGUCAUGCCACUCAGUUUCUCGCUUCUGCUUUGAGGGGUCGGUUAUCCUAUUAUGGCCGAGACAGAAAGCAUAGCACGCAAGAAGGGCUUACAAACUUCCAUGCUCUGUGCCAGCUACACUUAAGCCAUUUGUAAGUGUUCCUCUGCCCAGCUUGCUAGCAGUUGCAAGGGGCAACUCUUUUCAUCAGGGGUACGUUCCUGUAUAUCCCAAAGCAUGUUGUGGCAGAAGCAGUCCUAACCUCCAACCUCCCCAAUUUAUUCCCUUGCUUUUUGCACACAUUACUCAUCCUUAAGCAUUCACUUGUUUAGGACAACGUUUGUAACUGUUGGGAAGUUGGAGGUAAGAGAGAAUCUGCUUUUCUCGCUCUCUGACCGCCCCUUCUGGCACCUGAUUUAUCCCAUUUCAUCAGUAUUGCAGAACUGGUUUAAAUUAGUCCUGCAGAGAGGCCCACUGCUGUUGCGAAGCAAACAAGUGGGUUUAAUGGCCAGCAUGAAUGAGACCUGCAGGAAAAAGGAGGGAAAUCAAGUAUAAGGGAUAGUUUGAAUAUUACUUGAAACUGGCU